CGCCACUCCUCAAAACAUUUUGUCUGAAUUUCUUCCGCCUCCCGGUCGAAGCGGAUGGCGAUGGCAGGCAGGAGGCGCCCCGAUCUCCUCCUGCGCCGCCGCAGCAAUCUCUCAGCCCGUAACCCGCCGAUAUCCAACUUUUCCACCGUCUCCGGCCGGAGUCCGCCCGAACCCGCCGACCCGGCCCGCGCGGCGUCGAUCCUGGCCGAGAAGGACUGGUUCGCGCGGCUCAACUCGGAGCUCGCCGCCGCGCUGCCGCGCCUGGGCCCGCGCUUCGUGGUCCGCGUGCUGCACGCCGCCGUGCCCCUCGAGCCCCGCCUCUGCGUCCGCCUCUACGUCUGGGCGUCGCGGUUCGGGACCCACUUCGCGCGCGACGCCUCGGUGCGGCGGGCCCUGGAGGACGCGCUGUGGCGGCGCGGGCCGCUGGUGCUGUCCGCGGCGCUGGUGGCGGAGGUCAGGGGCUGCGGGUGCGAGGUCUCCGAGGAGCUGCUCUGCUCCAUGAUCGCCAGCUGGGGCAGGCUGGGCCUCGCGCAGUACGCGCACGAGGUGUUCGUGCAAAUGCCGCGCCUCGGGCUGAGGCCCAGCACAGCGGUGUACAACGCCCUGAUCGCCGCGUCUGUGAGGGCCGGCACCAUCGACACGGCGUACCUCAGGUUCCAGCAGAUGCCUGCGGAUGGGUGCCAGCCGGACUGCUUCACCUACAACACACUCGUUCACGGGGUCUGUCGUAGUGGGAUCGUCGAUGAGGCUCUCCGGCUGGUGAGGCAGAUGGAGGGCGUCGGGAUCAAGCCGAAUGUGUUCACUUACACGAUGCUGGUUGAUGGGUUCUGCAAUGCUGGCAGGCCAGAUGACGCACUUCAUGUGUUCAAUACGAUGAAGGAUAAGGGUGUAUCGCCGAAUGAGGCCUCGUACAGGACUUUGGUUCAUGGUGCAUUCCGGUGCUUGGGGAGCCACAAGGCGUAUGAGAUGCUUAGUGAGUGGAUAGGACGUCAGCCUCCACUGCACCCAAGUGCGUGGCAUACUAUGCUGUAUUGCUUAUCAAAGAACGGGAUGGCCAAAGAGUUAGUUGAGGUCGUGAAGAAGAUGAAAACUAGGGGUCUUCUCCUUGACAAUGCAAUGUUUGGCAUUGUGGUCUCUUGUGCUGUGAAGUGCCUGGAGUUGAGUGAUUUGUGUGAGUUGGUUGAUGAUUUCGUAAAGAAAGGCGGGAAUCCUGGAUUUCAUGUCUAUAUUAUGAUCAUCAAAUCCUUACUGGACUGCAAAAGUUCUUCAAAGGCAAACCACUAUUUAGAGCGCAUGGUUUUGGAUGGGCUCUUGUCUAGUGUGGCAUCUUAUAACAUGGUGAUAGAUUGCUUUGUCAAGGAAGGUGCAGUGGAUAGGGCAGUGGAGAUUAUAAAACAGAUGCGAGAGAAAGGUUUCCUUCCAAACCUUGUUACCUUUAAUAUACUGAUAAGUGGUUACUCAAAGUUAGGGGAUGUACAUAAUGCAAAGGCCGUUCUUAAGAUGCUUAUGGAACAUGGUUUCAUGCCAGAUAUCAUUACUUUUACCUCCCUCAUUGACGGGCUAUGCCAUGCCCAUCAAAUGGAUGAUGCGUUUGAUUGCUUCAGUGAGAUGGCAGAGUGGGGUGUUAGACCAAAUGCUCAUACUUACAAUGUACUAAUGCGCGCGCUUUGUUCAGUAGGGCACGUUAACAAGGCCAUUGAUCUUCUUAAUAAAAUGAAAAUAGAUGGCAUUACUCCCGAUGCAUAUUCCUUCAAUGCUCCCAUUUUGAGUUUUUGCAGAAUGAAGAAAGUAGAUAAAGCUCGUAGUAUUUUUAAUGCCAUGCUGAGAUUAGGUGUUGUUCCAGACGGUUACACAUGCAACAUCCUGAUUAAAGCUCUGUGUUAUGAAAGAAGAGUUGAUGAUGCCAAAGAAAUUCUAGCUGCAACUGAGUCUAGUGGCUGUACUGUGACCGAUCAUCAUCACUCAUACUGGCCAAUUGUUUCUGCACUUACUAAAAUGGGUCGAUUCAGUGAGGCAGGACAGUUGAUGAACAAAUGUCACAUCAGAAAUGUUCAGUUGGAUUGUGGUUCUAAUCGUACCAGAGAGCCUGCAAUGCAUGCCUGAGUUGUCAAUGUGUGAGUUGUGAUUUGGUAUCUACGUGCUAUUUGGUACAUGAAUGAUGCCCUCCUCCUGCAAUGAAGGCUCGCAACAGGCUCAUCUUUGCUAAGAUGAAUCACUUGGAACUUCUCGGCGCCCAUUGCUUUGUACUCCCUCCGUCCCAAAAUUCUUGUCUUACAUUUGUCUAGAUAUGGAUGUAUCUAAUACUAAAACGUGACUUGAUACAUCCGUAUCUAGACAAAUCUAAGACAAGAAUUUUGGGACGGAGGGAGUAUUGCAUUUCAGGAAUGAUAUGGAUUUGCACAUUUCCGUCUGAAAAUCUUUGCAGAAGAAGGCUGCUGAUUUCCAAAAGGAUUCUUAUGCUUGUGUGCAAAUGCUGUUCUUUUGGAAAACAAACAUUUCACAUCAUGCAAACUCGAUGCUGUGGAGGAUAAUUGCUUCCAAAUCCUCCUUGAGUAUCUGGUGUUUCAGACUGCACCCCAACAGCGCUCCAUGAUGACUAUGUCUACCAGUCAUGGGGGAGUUUCUUAUGUGAAUUCUCAUCGCUGCUCAACUUCUGUUCAACCUGACGGGGGCUAGUUUCUGUUCUUAUUCAUGACCUGUUGAUGGUGAGGAGGUGCGUUAUUCUGGUCUUGAGGCAACUUAGAGCGUUGAACUGACACCUGGAGAUGAAUAACGCCGAUUCACAUGUGUGGCCUCCUGUACCCAGUUGUUACAGCUGUAUAUACACCAAUUGUUGCAGUUGUAUAUACAGUUGCUGAUAGAAUUGAUUCUAGAAACUACAUUCGUUACUUCAGACCAGGAUGCAUAUAUAAAGCUUAAUUGGUCAGA
This is a messenger RNA of Triticum aestivum (bread wheat), 2928 nucleotides long. RefSeq names its product putative pentatricopeptide repeat-containing protein At3g16890, mitochondrial. Gene Ontology annotation, molecular function: protein binding. NCBI's taxonomy places the organism in Eukaryota, Viridiplantae, Streptophyta, Magnoliopsida, Poales, Poaceae. The coding region runs from base 55 to 2103 and encodes 682 amino acids. The transcript has 3 exons. The record is from RefSeq and is a predicted model, not a curated record.